AUGACAACCCAAACUGCCCCAGUCAUACCUCCUCGACCGAGUCGAUCGCCCCAAACCCCCACAUCCGCAUCGGACAUGCCCAAGAUCCCUCCGCGUCCGUCCAACCGCCGACUCGAUCGAUCGGUCUCACCAAUGCCUGACAGCUAUGCACCGUCUCCCCUCAAUGAUUGGAGUGGGCCGGGCAUGACCCGUACCACCUCCAACGAUCUCCCUCAGCGCCCGCCCAGCGUGACAAUACCGUCCCUGGGUGAGGAGGGCAUUGAAUACGCCGACCUGGAUGUGGGAAACCUGUCAGAUGGCCACCACCAAGCGCCCGCAGAAACUCGCAACAUUAGCAGUGACCUCAAGAUUCACGCACCGAGGCCUUCUUUGCCGACAUCAAGUGCCAAGGCCAGAGUGCAGGCUGUCACCCGCACCGAUUCCCGUCAGGCCGCAGCCGUGGGAGUGGGUCGGGAUGGGCCUUCUCCGGCUCACGAGGAGCAAGAACGCUCCAGUCGUUCGCUUCACUCGCGCGCGAGUGGAUCGCGGCCUGAGUCCUCGGCCGCCUCCUCAGAACGCCGGCACUCCGCGCAGCUCGGAGACGAACAUGGUAUCCGCGUUCCCAUGUACCCCAACGCGGGAGACGUUCAGGCUCCGUCGCCGAGUCCCUAUCUUGAGCAGGGCUCUCAGCGUUCAGGUCGUAAUCACCACCGGACUCGCAGUGGUCGGGACUCAUCCCUGCCGCCGGGCAGCUAUGGCCUGCAUGGCCAUGGUGUGCAGUGUACCGAUAAGUUUGAAGCGGCCUGGUACGAGAAGCACCCCGAUGAAUACGUCAAGGAAGAAGGGCAGUACGGCCCUGGUGUUGGCACUCCCCGUCCCGAUUGGGCCUUGAGCAGCGAUGACCUGAACAAGAUUGUCCGAAGCCCUGCCAACGCGGGAUCUGGUCUUGGCACUUCUCGGGCCACGCAGGGUACACCCGACGAAGAGGUGGGCUACAUCGCUUCGGACGAAUACACGCAUCGUAUGGUAUCUCCGCCUCUGGAAGCUCGGCACGACAGCAGUCUGCCAGUGGUUGAAUCGCCCCUUCGGCAAAUGAGCUUCCCAGCUUCAGCCCUCGAGCCCAGGGAAACCCCUGGCUCUCCGCUACGCCGUGCCCGGACCGGCUCCUCUCAUGGACACCACCAUGAAGGUGAAGUUAUUCAUGUGGAUGACCCAGUGCAUCCUCUGCACCAUCCCGACGGAUUUGCCCCUGCCCCAUCAAUUGAUGAUCAUACCCACGACGCGGAAGUCGUUAUCGAAGAGGAAGAAGAGCCUAUUCUGGCGGCAGAUGAGGUGCGCCCCGAAUCGGCGUACUUACAUCCUGCGAUCACUCCGACAUUCGAGCACCGAGACAGCUUUGAUGAAAGCCGAAGUCGCACGCCCAGUGUCACUCAUAGCCGCUCGAACAGUCGAUCGGCCAGCCAGGGUGUGGGAGGAUGCGCAUACCCCCUCGAAAAUGUAGAAGAAUACGAGCCGUUGUUCCCGGAUGACGAUGAGAAGAAGGACCGGCCUGUGUCAGCCGCAGACCGUUUCAAGCAGCGACCCGAUAUGAGCAAGCACAGAUUCCCCAGUGAAGAUAUCUGGGAAGAUGCGCCGAACAGUCUACAGCUCCACGCGACUGUGACAACCCCAGAUCUUCCCAAGUCCGAUUCCACUGAGGUGUUUGAGACACCUCAGCAGGAGGCUGCGCGCAGAAUGCAGACUUCUCAGAUUAAUUCUCAUCAAGUCGCCACUCAGAUUCUCGAAGGCGAGGGCCCUCAAACCAAGAAGAAGCCUACGCGUCCGGACGCUAUCAAGCAGCGUUUUCCAAGUCGGGAUAUCUGGGAAGAUGCCCCGGAUAGUCAGCAGCUGGUGACCACCGUUGAGCCUGCGACAGAUGAAAUGAAGAGCCCCGAGGUUCCCUCGAAGCCCAGCAUUCCCCUACGUCCUCAACGCCAAGCUCAGGCAACCUCGCCCACGGAGAAGCGGCCACCACCGAUGAUUCCAGACCGACCGAAACCGCAGAUCCCGUCCCGGCCCGCUAAGCCAAGUUCACCGGAGAAUCUGACCAAGGUCCCCUCCGCCGGUUCAACUGGCAGCACAGAAUCAGCCAAGGAUGCGCCCGCUGUGCCCAAAACGAAGCCCGCCAUUCCCGCUCGCCCCGGCGGAAGCAAGAUCGCAGCUUUGAAGGCCGGUUUCCUUACUGAUCUGAACUCUCGCCUGCAGCAGGGUCCUCAACAACCCAAGCCCCAAGAAAAGGAGCCUGAGCCCGCUGCUGAAAAGCAGCCUCUCAGCGAUGCUCGCAAGGGCCGAGCCCGUGGCCCCGCGAGGAGGAAGCCAGCAGCAGAAAAUGCCAACGCCAGGCUGCCUUCUAUCCCAGAGGUGAAGAUCACGGCAACAUGGAAUGUGUGGGAGGUCCGCGAAGACGGCAAUUUGAUUGUGGGCAGUGAUGCCGCGAUUGAAAAGCCUUUUACCGCACCAAUUGAGACUUCAAUGGCCCCUGAGCUCGCCAAAAACACAGCCGGUGAACCCGUUGAUCCAGCCGCGGAGUCUCCUGUUCAGCAGGAAGAUCUCGUCUCACCCGGCACCGUCGCGGCCCCCGCCGAGACCAAACUCGUUCAGGAGGAAAAAGAAGCCCCGACCGCCACUGAGGAGAUCCCAGAACAGGUAGAUACGUCGUCUCCGGUAGAAACCGAGACAGUCGCCAAACAAGUGGAUCUAGAGCCAGCUACUGAUCCUGCGACUGUUGCCAAUGAUAUGGCCGCUUCGGUACCGCCGGCUACCCUGGAGGACCAGCUUGAGAACCUGACUGCCUCGGCUGACGGCAAGAAAAGGUCUGAUGGCGAAAUCCAUGAGCGGGUGUAG
Molecule: messenger RNA, 2862 nt
Organism: Penicillium lagena
Lineage: Eukaryota; Fungi; Ascomycota; Eurotiomycetes; Eurotiales; Aspergillaceae
Product: Aim21 family protein
Exons: 3
Coding region: 1-2862 (953 amino acids)
Source: RefSeq, a predicted model, not a curated record